Oreochromis niloticus (Nile tilapia) is the source of this 4013-nucleotide messenger RNA. RefSeq names its product coiled-coil and C2 domain containing 1B (gene cc2d1b). Bases 210 to 2840 code for a protein of 876 amino acids. Lineage: Eukaryota; Metazoa; Chordata; Actinopteri; Cichliformes; Cichlidae. Gene Ontology annotation, molecular function: DNA-binding transcription repressor activity, RNA polymerase II-specific. The transcript is spliced from 26 exons. The record is from RefSeq and is a predicted model, not a curated record.
CAUGACUCAGGGCUUCAACUUUCAAGCAGCGUUAGGGUGCUCCCAGGCUUAGCGCAUGCGCGUUCAAAGAAAUCCAUUAUCAUGUCAAAGCAUAGAAAUGAAACUGUUCCUCUGAAAACUACUUGAUGAAGUUGUGAACGCACAGGUGAGGUUUGGACCACUGGGGUGUCUCCGAGGGGAUAUUUCUACAACAAGAAACCAAAACAAACAUGUUUGGUAAGAAGAAGAGAGCACCGCAGCCCAAAGGCCAGGGCGCCGCUGCUGCCAAGCAGAUGGGUCUGUUUGUAGACCUGAACCCCGAUGAGAUGAUGAUGGGCAUGGACGGAAACCUGGACGACCCGGACUUGGAGGCGGAACUUGCUGCUAUUACUGGAAAAAAGGCUGCUGCAGGAGGAAAAGCCGGGCAGAAGGGGAAAAGCCCCCUACCCAUGGAAGAUAUCGCAAGAAUGGCAGACGAGUGUAUGAAGGACCUGGAUGAUGAUGAUGACGACAAUGUUGAAGACGAUGAAGACCUGUUGGCAGAGCUACAGGAAGUGGUGGGUGAGGAGGAAGCUGAGGAUGUUUCCCCCACAUCCUCUGCCACUGCUGAAUCUUCUAAGGGUGAAACACCAGAGUCCCCAGCGGCACAGGAGGAAGUAAAAGUCUCUGCAGCAGCCCCCGGCAGCCUCCAACACACCCUUGAGGAGAGGUUAGCAAUGUACAAGACAGCCCUGCAGAACGCCAAGACAGCAGGGGAGUCCUCAAAAGUCAGGAGAUACGAUCGUGGUCUGAAGACGUUGGAGUCAAUGUUGGCCGCUGUGAAAAAAGGAAGGUCUGUAAAUGAGGCUGAGAUCCCUCCGCCUGUUGCCACCGGAGCCCCGAGCACCGACCCGCGACCAGCUGUGCCUGCAAGGCCUGCUCCCCCUGUACCAUCGCCACCUCAGCCCUCUCAGUCACGGGAGUCGGAGGCCACAUCACCACAGUCACCUGCUGCGCCCGAUGUCAUCACACCCAGCAGCGAGGAGGAGCAAUCGUCUUCUGCUGCCCUAUCCACUCUGAGCAGCCUCCCAUCUCCUCAGGAGCAAACCGAUGAGGAAGCUGCUGACGUUUCACAAUCAGAUGCCAACAAGGCCACCAAGAAGAUGCUUUUGGAGAGACAGCAAGAGUACAAGAUGGCAGCGCUGAGAGCCAAGAAGCAAGGAGACGUAGAGCAAGCUAAGCUUUACUUCAAGACCAGCAAGAGUUUCGAUGCAGUGAUCGAGGCGUUGGAAAAAGGACAGUCAGUGGAUCUGAGUGGCCUUCCUUCACCUCCAGGACAGGGUUCAGGAGGAAGCUCCACUCCGGUGGCUGCAGCUCCCACUAGUCAAAGCACACAGCCGACCCAGACGGCUGCAGCAGCUCCAGUCCCUUCAGCUCCUAAAGAUGUGCUGGAGGCUCUCGAGCAGAGACGAGCCAAGUACAUGGAGGCGUCUGCACAGGCCAAGGCCAGCGGAGACGACCGCAAGGCCCGAAUGCACGACCGUAUUGCCAAGCAAUACCAGAGCGCCAUCCGAACUCACAAAGCAGGAAAAGCAGUCAACUUUGACGAGCUGCCGGUUCCCCCUGGCUUUCCUCCGAUCCCUGGCCAGAAGGCAGUGGGAGCUGAACAGGGGAUUGUUGCUGCUCUGGAGGCAGCCAAUAAGCUUGCCUCUAGUGAUGCUGCUGAAGUAGCAGAUGAGGAAGAUGAUGAGGCGAAGGAAGAAUUGGCAAAGCCUGCGGCUCCUGAAGAGCCAAAGAAACCCACGUUAGACAUUCCCACAGCAGGUCAAGAAGAGAAGAGGACUCCGUCAGCUUCACCUGACAGGACAACCAUCGGAGAAGGGCUCUCACAAACAGCUGUUCAGCAACUGGAGUUCUUAGAGGGUCGAAAGAAGCAGUACAUGAAGGCAGCGCUGCAGGCGAAGCAGAAAAAUGAUAUGGAGCAGGCAAAGAUUUUUCUCCGCACCGCCAAGGGCCUAGACCCCAUGAUCGAGGCAGCACGCAGCGGCAAAACUGUGGACAUCAGCACGGUGCCAUCGCCUCCUGGUGACGAAGACGAAGACUUCAUCCUGGUUCACCACAGCGACUUGCAGGUCUCAGAGAAAGCCGAGGAAGUUUACACUCAGCUGGCCAAGAUCCUGAAAGAGCAGCACGAGAAAUGUUUAACUUACUCCGAGCAGUUCAAACACUUGGGAAACGUCACUGAAACAACAAAGUUUGAGAAAAUGGCUGAAAGCUGUAAGAAGAGUAUGGAAGUCCUGAAGUUGGCUCAGUCGAGGGGUCUGCCUCCUCCUAAACAUCAUUUUGAGGAGAAGUCAUUUCGCAUAGCCAAGAUAUUUCCAGAGCUGAGCAGCACUGAUAUGGUUGUUAUUAUCGUAAAAGGGAUGAAUCUUCCUGCUCCCAGCGGAAUCCAACCAAACGAUCUGGAUGCUUACGUCAAGUUUGAGUUCCCCUAUCCCAGCACGGAGCAGCCGCAGAAACUCAAAACAGCUGUUAUCAAGAACACUAACUCCCCAGAAUACAACCAGAGUUUCAAACUUCAAAUCAACCGCAACCACCGCGGCUUCAGGAGGGUGGUGACGGCUAAAGGCCUCAAACUAGAGCUGCUGCACAAAGGCGGUUUCUUGCGGAGCGACAAGCCGAUCGGGACGGCCCUGUUGAAACUGGACAAGCUGGAGUCACACAGUGAAAUCAGGGAGAUUGUCGAGGUGAUGGACGGCCGGAAAGCCACAGGGGGUCGCAUUGAAGUGAAGGUCAGACUGCGGGAGCCUCUGAGCGGUCAGGACAUGCAGACGAGCACGGAGCGCUGGCUGGUGAUCGACCAGUCGCAGGUUCUUGUUUAGAUGUUACUGCAAGACUGAAGAUGAAGUGCAAGAAGAAGAUGUAAGGAACUCAAUCAAAAACACUCAGAGGGAGAAGAGGAGGAGGAGAAGAUGAAGGAUGUUCGGGAAGCUCUGAAGACGGUCUGUUGUUCAGUUUGGACUCAGACCUACACGGGUCUUGUUGUAACUUUUGCACAUUUGCACGACACACACGCUCCCCUUCACUCAGCAGGAGACACGGAGCUGCCUUAUGGAGACGUGAACCUCGUGUCUGCCUCCACCGGACGGCGAUGAGGGCCUCUCUUUGAGAUUGAAAAACACUCAGGCAAAGAUCACAGCUGCCUAAACUGUUUUCUGAUGUGUUGGUCUGGCAGGGUGUCCUCUGCGAGUGACAAAGGGGGCCGGUGUCGAGUUAAGCUGAUCCUGCUGCCUGACGUAACUUUUAGUUAAUAUAUCAAAGAAUGUGUAAAUAGUCCUUGUGGUAUCUAGAACUGCACCUAUGCACUAAUACCAAAGUAAUCACAGUUGCUGUAAAAUCCUGCGUAUUUGAAAGCCGCCUUUAGCUGCCAAAUCUGUUACGAUAUAUACAUUUAGAUUAUAUAAUUACAGCCUGGGCUGUUGGGAGUUUUCAGUACAUUUUCCGCACAGUUACAGUCUGUCACAGACUUCGGUGUGAAAAAGUCAGGCAGAUAUUGCAGUAGCCACCUCAUGUUUAUUUCACAGGAAAGUAAGCCAAGAAAUGAUGAGAUUACACAAGGUACGAUCAUUAUUUUAGAGACCACACCUUUCACAUGCGUUGCAAGUCCUCUAAUUGUGGUCACUAAACUGCACACUCACCUGCCUGCUGUUUUAGGUGCGUUUGAUUUGUUUACACUGAAUAGCACAAAACUGGAGACGAAUAAUGUCACAAAUGGGGAGGAGAGUACACAGGAUCAACUUUAAAAAGCAUCGUGUAAAGGAACAGAAAGAAAGAUUUAAAUGUCAGGAAACGCUAAGCUUAGCCUAGCUUUGCAUAAAACUGGACUCAGGAAGGGGGCUGCAAAUUGAAUCCUGUUUAAAAAUACACCUACUAGUUUUUGAAGGUCACAGAUGAAGACAUUUUAUAUUUAUUUCUACCCACUCAUUUUGUAGAAGGAACUUAGGACCUUUAAAAAAGACUCACCACUGGCUGUCCCAGUCAUUAUGCUCAGCUAA